AUGCUGCUAAGGCGUGCGCAUAACCUGAUCUUUGUCAGCCGCCUCGUCUUCGUGUUUCUGUGUGCAUGGUGCAUCAACCGCUAUAACGCUGUGGCUGGUUGGCCAUUGUGGACGAUGAUGACGCUCUGCCAGCUUUCGGUGUUUGCUCAGAUGCGCCUUGCCGAUCUUGCCACGGCCUGGCUGCGUGACGACACGCAUGAGACGCUGGUCAGCACGAUGCCGUACUGGGAGCAUUGCCCGAAGUGGGUGGAGUCCAUGUUCCGGACAUGGUACUCUGCCUCGCAGAUUUACACCACUGUCACCAUCAUCAUAGCCGGCCCUGGGAUGGACCUCUACUUCGUCAUGAUCCUCCCGUACCAGCUCUACUCCGUGCUCAUGACGUUUGUUAGAAAAGGAGUGAUUUCCUCCCGAACCUGCCAUGUGACCUACUUCUGGAGCUUGUGGCAAAGCUGGAUCUGUGGCUUCAUGCUUCGGAGCCCACGCUUCUUCAUCCAGACGCAGUUCCUGCAGAUCCUCAUCUACUGCACGCGAGUGUAUGGGCUGAACAAGUACGUGCUUUGGAUUGGCCUCUGCAUUCCCGUGCAACUUUCCCUGUUCCACACCUGGCCAACACGCAGUGGUCAGGAAUUGUUGGACUACCCGACCAUGAGCACCAUGAUCCUUAUGUGGCUGGUCCUGGGCAUCGGGCUGAAGUUUUUCACCUCCACCCCACUCUUUGACUCGCGCCACGCACGCUACGUGGAGGCCCGACCCAAGCGGUUGAUUCUCCGGAGCCGAGAGAAGGUCAGCAGCACCCUCUACCACUUGAGAUUUGACUUCCCUUGGUUCUUCCGCUGGCAGGGCUACAGCAGUGGGCUGCAGCCCGGACAGCACGUGAAGCUGCUGUGCAAAAAUGCCUCGCAGGGCCUGAAGCUCUGGAAUGGCCAUGGCAACUUAGAGAUGUCCGUGGAGCACCUCAGUAGAUCUUACACACCCAUCAACUCCUCCAAGGAGCCAACGGUGGACUUCAUUGUCAAGUACUACCCCUCCGACUCCAGCGCUGGAUUUGCGGACGGCGGACGCGCGAGCAAGCUCCUGUGCGAAGAGCUUAAAGAAGGUGACGAGGUGUGGCUCUCGGGCCCCCAUGGUGGCAAAGUCUACCGCGGCAACGGCAACUUCCUGGUGGAUGGGCGAGUCAUAAAGGCCGACAGCAUUUGUGCGUUGGCUGGCGGCUCCGGCAUCACCCCUGUAUUGUCCUUGCUCCGUCAGUGCAGAGAAGAGUGCCGGGCAAGUUACAAGAAUCCUGCUGCGCAGCAGGAUCUCGUCAAGGAAUUCUCGGUGAUCCAUGCGAUGAGAUCCGAUGAUGAGAGGCUCAGCCCCAUGUGGUACACGCCCAUCACAGAGCUGGGCUUGGCACCCCGCUGCACUGUCACGAGCCUCGCGACUAAGGAGGAUCCGGCACUUAAGCGUCAGACCUCGACACCUCGAGAAGGCAUGCUGGCGCGCUACGGCAAGCUGUCGACGAGCGUUGUGGAGGAGAUCUUCCCGGCUCCCAGUGAGAAUGUCGUCGUGGUCAUUUGCGGGCCGAAGGGCUUCGUGGAUGAGGCUUGCUUACCCCUCCUGCGCGAGAUGAACUACACCAACGUCAUCACCAUGUGGUGA
Molecule: messenger RNA, 1641 nt
Organism: Symbiodinium natans
Lineage: Eukaryota; Dinophyceae; Suessiales; Symbiodiniaceae
Source: the annotation of a GenBank genome assembly